Molecule: messenger RNA, 4570 nt
Organism: Frieseomelitta varia
Lineage: Eukaryota; Metazoa; Arthropoda; Insecta; Hymenoptera; Apidae
Product: claspin
Exons: 7
Coding region: 420-4466 (1348 amino acids)
Biological process (GO): mitotic DNA replication checkpoint signaling; mitotic G2 DNA damage checkpoint signaling; activation of protein kinase activity
Molecular function (GO): anaphase-promoting complex binding
Source: RefSeq, a predicted model, not a curated record
AUAUGCAAUAUUAACAAAAAAGAAAUUAAGAUACUGGUACAAAAAGCAAAAUCCCUGAAACAAAAAAACGAUGUCCCUGCCAUCUGAAACUAACAUGACACGUGCUUAGUGCUUUCGCGCCAAAUUUACUGACUGAAAUUGAUAGAACCAAAACCAGUUAGUAUGCAAUUGUGUUCUGUGAUAUUCUGCGGUGUAAUGAUUAGAUAUAUGUACCUAUGACAAACAAAACUAAUUUUUAAUUAAUCAACAAGUAAUUAUAUUUUUAGAGAAACAAUUUUUAAUAAUUUUUAAAAAUCGUCACUGCAAUUUAGUAAUUUUAUGAUAGUCACUUAACGUGGAAAAUUGAAUAAAUUGUCAUUAGCAAAAAAUUAACAAAGCAAAGCUUUAAGAAUAUGUUGAGAAAUUAGAAAUUUUGAACCAUGUAUGAAAAUAACAAUUCAAGUAAUGUGUGCAACGAUGAAUCUGAUGUACAGUAUGGAUAUAAAGAAUCUGAACUUGCUAAAGGAUUAGGAAAUUUUGUAGGACAGGAAAGUAAAUGCUCAGAAAUGAAAACUUACUCUGAUACUGAAAAGGAAAAUAUACUCAAUAAGACUUCAAAAGAAAUAGACAAUGAGCUUGAUCAGAAAAAUAAUGAAUGUAAAAAUGAAGCUAAUUAUUCUAAGAAUAAUGCCUGUAGUACAUCAAAUGAAUCUAUGAAAGAAAAAGAUUGUGAAUCUAAGCAAAAUGAUGAUAAAGCCAAAAGUCAAAUUGAUAAUAAUUCUGACAGUGAUACUGACAUAAUUAAUAAAAGCAUAAAAGAAAAAAAUAUAUCUGACCAAAAAGAUGACGAACUUAAAAACAAUAAUAUUCGCAACAGAUUAUUCAGGAUAAUAGACAGUGACUCAGAAGAAGAAAAUUUAUUUACCCCUAAGUUCAAGCAGAUAAAAUUUGUUGAUGAUGAAAAAGAUGAAAUGUCUAAUUCUGAACUCGAUGAUGUAUCUACAAAGAAUUUAAAUAAGAGCAGAACUAUGAAACUUGUUGACAGCGAUUCAGAUGAUACUUCCAGUAUUGUUCAUGCUAGUGAUGCUAAAAAAACAAUUUCAAAUGAGAAGGAGAUUGCAAACAGUGUAAGGAGCAAGCUUCAGACUCUAAUAGAUUCAGAAUCGGAUGAAGAAAAAAAAGAAUCAGAUGGAGAAAGAGAAGAAUCAGAUGAAGAACAACCAAACCCUAAAGUACAGAAUAAAAAUAAGAAAAAUUCUAAACCUAAGGAAAAACUGAGGAAAGUUUCAUUGAGAGCUUCUAAAGAAGAAGCUAUGAAACAAAUACAAAGUGAAACCCAGCGUUUGAUACGCGAGACAGAAAUUUCAUUACCAUAUCAUAAUCCAAAACAAAGAACAAUACAAGAAUUUUUAAAAAGGAGAAAAGUAAUUUCAUCUUUUCCAGUACCUACAGUGGCAUCUAAAUUGAAAGAGUUUUCCAGUAUUGUUGAUGAAAUUUUGAAGGAAAAAGAGAAAGAAGCAGAAAUAUUUUAUAAAUCUUCUGAUUCAGAAGAAGAGAUUAUAGAAAAUAAUACAGAAGAUAUGAACAUUCAGAGUACCAAAGAUGUUAAAAGAGACAAUGUUUCACGAAAAUUAUUUGAGGAUGAUUUAUUUACUGCAGAAACUAAUGAAGAACAAAAUAGUAUAAACAUAGUAGAAAAAAAAGAUGGAACUUCAACUGAAAUUAAAGACAUUGAAUGUAAUGAGACAAUAAUCAAUAAUGGAAUAGAAAAUGGUGCAAUUAAUUCAUUAACAGUAGACACACACUGUGAAUCUAGUAAUAUAAUGGAUAAGGGUGAAUCAAAAAUUGCAGAAAUAACUAUAGGUGAAAAAUCAAAUGAUUUAUUACAAGAAGCUACAAGUCAAAGUAAGAAUAAAGAAGAAAGUAUAUGCAGUUUAGAAAUUCUAAAUGAUAAUGCAAAAACGAUAAAAGAAUCUUCAGGAAUAAUUAUAAAUGAAUUUGAUGAAGAUGAUGAAUUUGAUUUUCCACCGUUGGAUUAUUUGGAUUCAUUAGAUACAACAAAGAAAAAUGUACAGAAUAUAGAAAAUUUAAAACCUAAAUUGCGAGGUAUUCCAGGUCAAGUUAUUGACUUAACAGAUGAUAUUACAUCAACUAAGAAAGGAAUAGAUGGUUUGAUAGAUCGAUUUGUACGAAAACAUUCUAAAUCCGAUCGGCCUAUUAAAAGUGUACCUAAAGUUACAACGACGCAAAUAAAGGAAACUCGAAAUGGUGGACUAUCGAUCAUUAAAGAAACAUUACCGUACAGAUUACCGUAUAUUGAAAAUAUAGAUCCUAAAUUGGAGAAACCCGGUGCGAAGUUAAUGCGCUUAAAAGAAGAGCUGAAACGUAGAAUGGCAAUAAAACGCAACGAGGAGUGGAAACAGAGAGAACAGGAAAUGAAAGAACAAGAAAUAGAAUGGAACGAAUCCAUAAAUGAAGAAGAUAAUUUCAAUGAACCAUAUUCGCCAAAUAUAGAACCUCAUAUAAGCGAAGAAGAUGAAAUAGAAGAGGACGAUGUAUACAUGAAAGUAGAAAAAAAGAGAAGGAAAAAAAAUGCUUUUGUAGAAGAUGAGGCCGAAGUCAGUGAAGAUGAAAUAAAUGAUAGCGAUGAUAUCGAAGACGAAUACGAAGAUGAAGCACAAGAAAGCUUGGGAGAAGAUGAAAAAUCUGAAAGACCCGUUUCGGAGAAUGAAGAUGAGAAUAGUAGUUGUGAUAGCAAUGAUACGCCUAAAAAAUGUCAAACAUUUAGGAGGAUUGUAAAACCUUUAGAUGAUGAUUCAAGAUCUUCAAUUGUUGAAAAUGAUAAAAAUAGUAUGGAACAGUCAACAUUUUCUUCUCAGGUUAAGUUAAAUGAUCUGUUUAAUAAAAGUGUGAGAAACACUGACUUAAACGCUCAUGAAGAUACUCCAAUUUCUGAAGUACAUGUAGAAAGUGAUUCAAAAUGGCAAAUGAACCAAACACCACAGUCUAAAAGCAACAAUCUUGAUUUCAUUUCUCCUAUAACACAAUUAACUGCAUUAAAUGUACAGUUGGAAGAAGAGAAAACAACAGAAGAUGAGGCACUAUCGCUUGUUGACCCCAUUUUGAGAGAAUUCACAAAAACUCCGGAAUCAUCUCAAAUAAAACGAGGUAUAUUCCAAAAGAAGUUAUUUGUUGAUCAGAGUGCUGUACUGGAUGAGGAACUCAUGGAAAUCUCUUCGGGUAAAUUUCCAGAAGAUAAUAUGCAACUCAAUUUUGCGAAAGAAUCUAAUGUGACUGAAUCGCAGUUAUUAGAAUUGUGUUCAGGAACAUUUAAUUCUCAAUCAAAUAAUGACAAAGAGUCAGUUAAUAUCACAGGUGGAACAUUUCAGAGUAUACAGGUACCCGAUGAAAAAGACUCUUCAAACACCGAAAUAGAUAAGAAAGAUAGGCAACAAUCAAAAAACGAAACAACAUUUUGGAACAAGUUACGCGUUUUGUCUUCCGAUGAAGAGGACUCAGUUGAAAAGGAAAUUAAAAAACGACCGAAGAAAAAAGUUAAGAAGUUAAAUUUAUCCGAUGACGAAGAUGAAAACAGUUCUGCAUUAAGCAGCAACGACGAAGCAGAAGAAGAUGAUGAAAAAUUUAUAGAUUACGACUCGGAGGAGAACGAAGUGAUUAUUCCAAAGAAAGAGAUAAAACAAUAUGCAGCAAAAUUUUUGGAGGAAGAAGCUGAGCUUAGUGAAAGUGAUUGUGAUGUAUCUGCGGACGAAGAUGAACAAGAUCUGGAUAAAUUGGAAUUAGAAGAUGGAGACAAUGAAGAAAUUGAUGAGACAAAAGUUAAAAAUCAAUUGGGAAAACUACACAUGAAACAAAUAUUGGACGAAGAUAAAAGAGAAGUGAGAAUGCUUCAAGAAAUGUUAUUCGAGGAGGGAGAUUUGUUUAGUGAAAGUACACGCGAGAGGAAAUUCAGAUGGAGAAACAUAGAUAAACAGGGUGAUAAUACAGAUGUCCAACCAUCAGAGGAUAAAGACGGUUGGGUGGAUGUCUCUGAUGACGAAGACGAAGAAAAGUGGCGUAAGAUAAGACUUGAAAGAGAAUCAUUUUUAGCAGAAAAAGUGACAAAUAUAGACACUGAAAUUGAAGAUGAGUUAAACAAUAGUCACAUAUUUAAAUUUGGUUUGAAGAUUUUAAAGAAAAGGCGAAUUAAUGAAUUACAGAAGGAAAAUACACUGGAAGAAACGCUUGACGAUUCCAAAACGGAACCAAAAAUAUCUCAUACUGUUGCGGAAAUGUUAAACACUUCAAAAUUGGAUGAAACAUCGCGUACGAUACGUAAUGUCAUGAAAAAACGUUCGUUCCUUGCCAAAGGAGAAGAAGCAUUGUCGCGUUUAGCCACAUUAGCCAGACGAAAGGAAACACCACUCUCGUCGAUAAAUACAAAGAAUUUUGUGUUUACGCAUAUUGAUAAUAGUGCCUCGAACAAAUGAAAUUGUUAAAAAGUUUUUAUAAUUUAAUAUUCGUUUUUAUGUGUAUAUAUAUAUAUAUAAAAUUUGAUAGACAGAAAUAAUACGUAGCGUGUAAGAAUUUUUAU